UCCCUCGUUGCGACAGGGGGUAUAAACGUGCGCGCGCUCUCUAGUGUGUUUUCGAGUAUCUAUCGCGCAACGCUCGAGUGUGCGUAUGUGUGAGAUAUUUUUCGUCGACUGUAGGAGUAAGUUCGAGGUGGUAGAGUGGCUGCUCUGUGUACCGACGUCGGACGUCGCGCCCGCCCGUCGUGCGUCGUUCGUGUGCACCAGCGGUGGUCGAUCGCGUUUUGCGCGCGGCUUCGGGACAGGAAAAAGCUCUGAAGCGUGAAGCUGCUCGACUUUUGCGGUUGAACUCGGGAUAAUUCGUGAGGGCUCGAAGUGAAAAGAGAAUAAUAACGAGAAGAGAGGAGAGAGCCCGGGAAACCGAGGGGAACCAAAGGAAGAAGCAGCAGGGUGUGGAAAAAGGGAGACGGUCUCUUGGGCUUGUGUGUGUAUGUGUGUGUGUGUGUGUCAGUGCGUGUGCGAGUGAGCGCGGGCGUGAGAGUUAGCGAGUGCGGGCAUACGCGUUGUACACAAUAGUCCUCGAUGGAAUCCCGUGCGAGUGAUCUCAUUUAUUUUCGUUGAUUUUCGAGAGGAAAAGUGUCGGACUAAUUAAAGAGAGAGGGCUGACGUUUGUACGCGAAGGAGCAAGAGUGCAAAUCUGUAUAGUUAUACACAUUUGUAUAAUCGAGAGCGAAGGCAGCGCUGGAUAACGGGGCGGCGGGGACAAGAUACUUCCGGUGGAAGCAGCCGAGGGAGGAAUAAGAGGAGGACAGGACAGGGUUUGCGCCGCGGAGCGAACGACGAACGGGAAAUAAAUAGUACAAGUUUCGUGUCUGAUCCGGGGAAUUGACUAAACUAAACGAAAGGAGGAGGAGCCAGCAUCUCGUUCUCAUGAGAAAAACGAUGGUUUUUGACAUUCGCAUGAACGACGAAUCGUAAAAUCGGGGAUCGGCAGCAAAUAAAACGUGUUGUUUGAACAAUAAAAAGAUCGAAUGAUCGUUGCCCGACGUUCGAGCGAAAAAGGUAGUCGUCGUGGUGGCAUUAGCGACCGCGCGCACGCACCCCGAAACUUCACAACAGCCCCAUAACAAGAAGAAAAACCCCCGUGAAAGGAUAAAACAGCGAUAUCGCAAGUGCACCGUUCCAAUAAAGAAGAAUAAUAAGAAAGAGAAAAAAAAGCAAAUAUAGACAUAGAACGCGAGAGUCGAUCACCGCGCGAGCCUUCGGAGGGGGGUGGUGCUCGUUCCUAUUAUAUUUUUUGUUCUCGUAGUGGGCGCUCGCCCCCGCCCUCUCCCUUGAAGAACGCUAUCACCGCGUUUCGCGAUCGUCGUCGUCGUCGUCGUCGUCGUCCUCGUCGUCGCCGCCACCGCUGUUGCGACCGAGCAGGGGAGGGGGCGGCGGAAGAACGAAAGAGAGAGAGAGAGAAAGGGGUUGAUUUUUCGGGGCUCGGGGGAGAGCGGCGAGGAAGAGGGGGCAGGGAGGAUAGCUGCCGAUGCGAGAUCGCAGCUAUUCGGCGCCCAACUCCGUGUCACGGAUGCGCGAACCCGCCGAGAUACUUUGCCCAGUAUACAAGUGAUAUGGUCAGCUGUGAAGUGGGCAAGUGGGCAAGGCGAGCCUCCGGAAAUGCGCCUUAGGCACGUGAAACUCGCGAAACGGGAGUGCCCGUGGCAGAGAAAUGUACGUGUACGGUUUCGAAAUAACGUAGGCAUGUAAUACAUCAUAUAUGUAUAUGUAUAUAUAUAUUUAUUUAUUACUUUAUAUAUAAGUAUAUUUAUAAAUAAAUAUAUAUAUAUGUAUGCACAAUACAUAUACAUAUAUAUAUACACGCGUAUGUCGUACGUCGCGCGGCUCCCGCCCUGCGUAGCUCCACGGUGAAAAUCUGGCGUGAACGGCGCCGCGGCGGAAAGGGGAACAUGGCGUCGGUCUCCGCUGAGACUCCGGAGAGCCACGGUCACAGCUUCAGCAAAAAAACGUUUCACAAAGCAACGUUUUGUCAUAACUGCACCGACCUACACUGGACACUAAAAGGCUACAUCUGCGAAGUUUGCAACUUCGUGGUGCACGAAAAAUGUCUCCAGGCCGUCGUCUCUCCCUGCUCCAGCAUCGCGGCAUGCCUGAUCAAGAACCCGGUCGCACAUUGUUGGUCCGAACCGACGCAUCACAAGAAAAAAUUUUGCAAUGUAUGUCGAAAACGUCUCGAGAACGCCGAGGACAAUCUUUCGGUACACUGCGAAAUCUGCGAGUACUUCGUGCACACGGAGUGUCAAGAUUUCGCAGUUGCGGAUUGCAAGGAAAACGCAACGUAUCUGCCAGGGAAGGACUUGGCGUCGGUGAAGCAUCAGCAUCACUGGCGCGAAGGCAAUCUUCCCAGCAACUCGAAAUGCGCUCAGUGUAAAAAAGGAUGCUUUUCCGCGGAGUGUCUCUCCGGUUUCCGUUGCGAAUGGUGCGGCAUGACGAGACACGCCUACUGUUACAAGGAUAUACCGCAAAUAUGUACUUUUGGAAAUUUGGAACCGAUUUAUCUGCCGCCGCACGCGAUCAGUAUUCCACGAACGGAGGUACCAAUGGAGGCUAUUAUCGGGGUCCAAGUACGACGAAGGGAAGUAUUAACCCAUAACACCGGAGAACAAUUCGAUUUCGCGGAGAGCGAAGGUAUUGGGGCCGCAGGCCAUCUGGCCGAAGCUUUGAGGCGCCUUUCACUAGUUUUGCCACGUAGCUGCCAUGGAAAUUGUCAUGCUUCCCCUUCUUACGUUCGAGCGCGGAGCAUAUCGGAAGAAUUCAGCAGUUCCGAUACCCGAUACCGGGACAACGACGAGCCUACGCAACCGAGCACCGGUGGUCACAGUCGCGACCCGAAAUCUCCGAAGGAAAAGGACGAGAAAGAACGAGGUGACGAAGAAAUGAUCAAGGUGUACGAUGGAAAUAGUUCGGUAAGACGUCGGAUAUUUCGAGUCAUUUCGAUUUCGCGUCAAGCAACAACGGAGCAAGUUCUGACCGCUGCUCUAAGAGCGUUUCACAUCACCAAAGAUCCAAGCAAUUUCUACCUCACGGAUUUAUACGCCGCGGACGAAACGGAACUGUGCGAUCCGAGCCCGAUUAUGAAUCUUCAUAGGAAAGAAGGCAAACGCCGGGCCGUUUUUCUGCGAUACAGGGAUCACGAGAGUGGCGAAGUUCGUGUUUAUCCGGGCAAGCUUCAAGUCUCCCUACCGUUCUGUACAGUCCCGGUCGAUCAGACAACCACCAUCACCGAUCUCAUACGGGAAUCGCUCGUGCGGUUUGAUCGAAAAGACGUCGACGCUGAAGAUUUUCGGUGCAGCGAAGUACUUUUGGAUCGUGGAGUGACGGAGCGAGUGCUGAACGAAGAUGAGAAGCCCUGGGAAAUAGUUAAACAGUUGGGCAACGACUCGAUAAGGCAAAUGGAAUUGAUGAGAUUUUAUCUCCAACUAAAACAAGAUCCGCACGGUCCGAAUCUUGCGCUAUUCGUCGGUAAUUUACCGACUAAUUUAUCAGAAAGAACCUACGAGAAUAAACUCACCGAGUUUCUAGGAAGAGAGAAUAAAUUCUCUUCGAUCGGACCCAUUUAUUACGAGUACGGCUCGAUGGUUAUCACGUACGAAGAUUCCGAUAAAGCAGUUCGGGCCUUGUACACCUUGAGAGAAUCAAAAUACGAGGAUAAACACCUUUUAGUUAUGCUUCUGCCGAGUAUCGAGCCGAGCAUGGUGCCACCCGGUGUUCAACCUCUGUUAGUGUUCGUCAACGUUAAAUCCGGUGGAUGCCAAGGGCUCGCGUUGAUCUCUAGUUUUCGUAAAUUUUUGAAUCCCUAUCAAGUUUUCGAUUUGGAUAACGGAGGACCACUUCCGGGAUUGUACGUAUUUCGACACAUAAAAGACUACAAGAUAUUGGUGUGCGGUGGUGACGGAACGGUCGGUUGGGUGCUCCAAUGUUUAGACAACGUUGGACAAGACAGUGAGUGUUCGUCACCCGCAUGCGCGAUAGUUCCCCUCGGAACCGGAAACGACCUUGCCCGAGUAUUGGGUUGGGGUGCGGGUUACACUGGCGGCGAAGAUCCUCUCAAUCUACUGCGAGACGUAAUAGACGCUGAGGAAAUAAGGCUCGACAGAUGGACCGUAGUUUUUCAUCCCGAGGAGAAGGACGACAGAACGCCUUCGGUCCCCAACAUUGUCGGCGGAGCUGGUACAACGAGCGAAGACAAUACCCAAAUAAUGGUAAUGAACAAUUACUUUGGAAUCGGAAUUGAUGCGGAUCUUUGUCUGGAUUUUCACAACGCGAGAGAAGAGAAUCCCAACAAAUUCAAUAGCAGAUUACACAAUAAAGGCGUAUACGUCAAAAUGGGUUUGAGGAAAAUGGUUAGCAGGGGGUCGUCAGUUUUGCACUUGGAAAGAGUUGUGCACUUGGAAGUCGAUGGCAAAGUUGUCCCAUUACCAGAAGUCGAAGGAAUAAUAUUACUCAACAUUUUGAGUUGGGGCUCAGGAGCAAAUCCAUGGGGACUGGACAGAGACGAAAGAUUUCAGUCGCCAAAUCACUGGGACGGAAUGUUGGAGGUCGUCGGUGUUACCAGCGUUAUCCAUUUGGGUAAAAUACAGUCCGGACUUUCUACAGCAAUCAGGAUAGCUCAGGGUGGCCACAUAAAAAUCCGAUUACAAGUGGAUAUGCCCGUGCAAGUGGAUGGCGAGCCGUGGCUUCAGGGAGCCGGAGAAGUCGUCGUCCUCAAAUCUGCCCUGAAGGCAACCAUGUUGAAGAAAAUAAAGAUCAAGCGUCGGAAUACAGAACCGUCGAUACUGCCCGCUAACGGGGAGGGGGGAAAGAGCACGGAUGAGUAGCAAAAAGGGACGACGAUUCUGCAACUCGCUAGAGGCAGUAGUCAAUCGUUUAAUAUUUUUUGUUGAUGUAAAGUCAUCGUUUUCACUAUUUUCUACUAUCGAAUACAUUCGUCAUGAGAUUUUUAUGGAAUAGAGGGGGAGAGGAGGAACGAGAGAGAGAGAGAGAGAGAGAGAGAGAGGGCAACGACUCAUCCGUGCUCGUGAUAGCAAAAUGUGUAAAUUAGCGUGGAGAGAAAUGUGACGGUGGGGGAAAAAUGAGAGGAUUGGAUAUCGGAUGGGAUUCCAACGAGGAGGCGAGAGACACUCGCCCCGCCAGGACGUCUGUCCAUGGGGAAAUCCUUGAUGCAUGAAUAUAUAUAUAUAUAUAUAUUGAACAAAAAAAUAUCCACUUUUCCCAAAUUCUCCAACACGAAUAUCCCGGCUAUUGAACGAAUAAGGAAUAACCUGAAACGCCCACUUGCCCUACGCAGUUGAAGCUUAUCGUACGACACGUAUUUAUUAUUAUUUAUCAUUAUUACAAUGACAAAGUGUAUGGAAUAGCCAUGCAUUUUUUCGCAUAGCAUUUUUUAUCUCUCGAUAAAGCCGUACGAUCGUAUUUUUUAUUGUAUAUUUUUCCAUUAUUCUCUUACAAUUUGUCUAUAUAUGAGAUUAUUGCGAGUGUGUGGGCGCACGUGUGAAUACAUACGCGGGCGCGCGCGCACAUAAACACGUUUUACUCACCUCACACUUUAUUGUUCCUUUAUUCGAUCUUUCUAAUCGUUCUUUGUUCCCCCCUUUACUUAUCUCAGCAGUAUUCUUGAUUUGUUCACGUGAUUCAUAAAUCUAUAUUCACAGUAUAUGAAUAUAUACGUAUUUAAAAAUAUGCCUCAGUUUCCUCUUUUUAAAAAUACUCGAGGUGGUUCGUUUAUUUUUUUAGUACGGAAAUAACGUUUUGUAUAUCAUUUCGAUCGAUUCCUUUUUACGUGCAUUUCCCUGAUCCUCUUCCCUUCCUAGGCCACGAUGCUGAUGAAGAAGGAGAAGGAGUCCAAGAAUAAAUAAGAACGCGAUAUCGCGGGGGCGUUAAGUCAGAUUGGGCGAGGGCAACGCCACGACCGGAGACCGAUGACUAAAUUGACCGCCGAAUCGCUAUGAAAACUUUUAUGCGGAAACAGACGAGAGAGGGAGAGAAAAGAAUCGAAAAUACGGCAAUGGAAAAAUCUCAAGGUCGAAUGAAAAUCCCGACGAACGUGUUAUGCCCUGUACUGCACCGCGUGCUUGUGAAAUUCAGCGAUAUUAUAUGAUUCCGAAUAGCGCAUCUCGGGCAGUGAAUAUUCCAAGUGAGCGAAAAAAAAAACAGAGAGAGCGAAAGAGUGAAAAUACGAUCGAGAUACGAAUGAAAAUUGUAAUGAAAGGAAUUGCAGGUAAAAAUUUCUUUAAUUCACAAAGAAUGUACUUAUUCAUCAACGUUCCUUAUUAUAAAGUUUUAGUUUUUUUCGUUGUAGUAUCUUCGUAUAAAAGCGCGUUAUUUUAUUCAUUUCGAUAAAAAAUGGAGCAUCAUCGAUAAAGCGGAGAUUUCGUAGCCGUGUAAAAUUAUUGGAUCCAUUGUCGUAUGAGCGAAAACGAAAUCUUCCGUAUUUCUUGAAAUAAAACGAAAAAAAAAAAACAGCUAACAAUUUUCAAUGUUUGAAAGCUUUCGAAGAAAGACCGUUGCAGAGCUUGUGCUACGAAUCUUGCAUUUAUGUUUGUAGCUCGCCAGACGAUCGAACGCUACGGAGGUAACGAGAAAUAAAUUAUGGGGGGGGGGGGGGGGAAAAACAAGGAAAAACCAAAGUAAAUUGUAAUGUAAAUUACGUUCCGUAUGGUAUUUUACCAAAUCCACACAGCAAGUAUCCUGACGUAAAUAGCCUGUCAAAUAUUUAUGUCGUGGGAUUUAAAAAAAUCGGGUGCGAAAGAAGAAAGAGAAAGUCGGUUGUUAUUGAUAUAUUAUUAUAUGAAAAUAUUUACGAUUAAAUAUUAAUAUAUUUACAUACUAUCGUAUUAGCGAUACAAUUUUAAUUUGUGAUUGUUGUCAAUCUGACUGCCGGGCAGUCUGGAAUUAUAUCGUAAAACCAGUCGCAGUCAGUUUUUCCUAGAUCGCAAAAGUAUACAUUGAAAAAAAAAAAUAGGAGCGAGUGUGUGUGUGUGUGUGUGUGUGAGAGAGAGAGAGAGAGAGAGAGAGAAGGCACACGAACGAAAAAAAAAUAGAGUUAUUGUAAUUUUUCCUGUAGAAAGAUUGAUCACGUCAAGACUUGCCAAUUCGUCUCUUUUGAAAAAUUUCGCCGAUCAUUAUUCCUACGACGCGGCGUAGUAAUAAAUAAUAAACAACAUUUUUUUAACAUAAGAAAUGGUGGAAGAAGAAAGAAUGAAUAACGCUACGGGAAUCGUCGAAGAGAGUUGGCAAAUAUGGCCGCAGAAGAAUGAGAGAGCCUGGUUCCCGCAAACUUGAAUGAUAAACGCGUGAAAAAUGUCGAUGUUAAACAGGCAAGUUUGCUCGAGCCAUUCUCAUAGGACGAAACACAUUCCACUGUCACGUGGCAACGAGAAAUUGCGAAAUACAACAAAAUAACAAACAAUUAAGGAGAGAAUACGAAAAUUCAAAUACAAAAGAAUGCAUGCCGGCUUGUCACACAGCUGAUUAAGCAUCGAUAUUUACUGCCUGUAUCAAAUGCUGCGCGAUGUGUAUCAAGAAUAAUCGGGUUGAUCGAAACGAUAAUAUCUCAAUCUCUGGUAAAAAUGUGGUAGUAAUGUUGGUCACGGUGGCGGCACCGCCGUCGUAUAUCGCUCGAUUCCAUUACAGCUUUUCAUCAAUAGCCAGCAGCAGAUGAUCGAUCAUUUGUUUGUCGUAUCGGCUGCCACCGUCUGGAAAAGCUCAAAUUCAAUCAUAAUUCCUUCAAACACUUGAACAAAAUCACUAAAACUUCGCUCCCAAACAUGACAUUCGUGUCGAAUCGUCUGUGAGUUCAAGCGCUAUUUGACCUCGAAGCGAUGCACAAAACCUCUUUAAUUAAUCAAUUUUCAUUUCACUCAAAAUCCAAAAUAAAAACGUGACCACGGGCGAGACGAGGGACAAACUCCUCGAUCCCCUGUCAUUAGCAACAGUUUGUGAAAGACUUUUAAUAAGGUAACUCCUGUACGAAAUAACCGAUACUUCGAGAUUUGACAGUUUCGAAGCGACUGAAGUACACUAAUUUUUCUCAUUUUUACAGCACAGUGUGUACUCGUAACAUACAUACAUGUACAGACAAUGCCAAACGAUGAAAAAUCACGUGUUCACUCAAAUUCGGUCGGCUUGACACGAUUGGUGGUCUCAUCUGUAUAGCUGUUUUCACGAAUCGGGCGGUACACAAACAAACGCGCAUAAGAGCACAAAAACGUAAACACGUUCUAAUACAUAUAAAUAUAUAUACGCAUGAAGAUAUAUUUGUAUAUAUAUUUAUGUAUAUAUCGGCCAGGGUGACUCUCCGCGGCACAAAAAAAAAUGGCACAAACGCGGUGAAUCCGCAAUCACGAAACGAGCAGCACCGACGAGUCAAAAGUUUGAAAGAGAAUCGGAAUAAUAGUCAUUUACGAUUAUUAUUAUUAUUAUUGUGGUUAAUUAUUAUGAUUAUUACUCAUGAGAGGUUAGGAAUAAUGAAAAUUUGCCACGUGAAGGCACAACCGAACUAAAGAACGUGUGUGUGAUUGGCAUCGCAUAUAAUUCGGUUGAAGAUGGACGAUUUCGGUGCCAAACAGAUGUAAAUAAUAAAAUAUAAAGAAAAAAUUGUCGAUUUUAAUAAUCGAAUGUAACACGUGGCUGACGCGAAUUGUAUUUAUUCUCCGAUCAUAGUAUUCGAUAUAUAGUGUAUAUAUAAACAAAUAUAUACAGAUAUAUGAACGAGAGUUUGGCAGAAUAAAGUACAGAUGAUAAAUGUUGCGAUAGCGCGCGCACACGCGUGUGCACACACACACACACACACACACACACACACACACACACACACACGAACAAACUGAACCCGAGAUUAGUCAAAUUUUGCAAAGUUAUAAUAACGAACGAGAUGGAAUUAUAAUCGUGAGAUGAAUUAAACGUAAUUAAGAAAUGAAAAAAUGAACGAAUCGAGGAAUCGGCUCAUGCGAACUAUGUUGGAAACAUUACGCUUGAGCCACUUAUUGCGCAUAAUGAAACAAGAACAAAUAUCAAUGGAGUUUCAAAAGAACAUACAUGCCUUUAUACGCGAAUGUGAGGGAGAGAGAGAGAAAAGAGAACGAUAUUUCUCGAUCUGGGCACACAGGCCAAAAAUAUUCGAGAAAGUGUAGAAAAAAAAACAAAAAGAAAAUAUUUCCAGGAGACAAGUAAAAAAACGAGUGCGAGAAAAUGAUAAAUUGUAGCACCGUUUGAAACGACACGACGUAUACAAACAAAAUGAUGAGAGAGAGAGAGAGAAAAAAAAGAAAAGAAACGUUAGUUUGUGUUAAAAAAGCGCUUGUAGAACGCGCUCUUGCACCUAGUCGACUAAUCCCGUAGACUCCGCUGGAUGUCUUAAAAUUAAUGAUUAUAAAAGAAAUACGAAAAACAAAUGAACAACCAGCCAGCGAAAGAAUACAAAACCGACAAACACUCGGGGCAAGUUUCAUUACUACAAACCCAAAUUAUGAAAACGAACAAGACAUAUAUAAAAUAAAACCAAUGAAAAAAGGAAAGAAAAUAAUAAUAAUAACAAUACAACAGACGAAGGCCUUCGUUUCCGGAUAAACGAAUGGCGUUCUCUUAUCUCUAACCUGCCGCAGAGGAAAGGGGCCUCUGCUUAUUAUGCAUGGUAUCCGGUUAAACUUGCAUAAUACGUCAACUCUACGGCAGAUUGGCGAAAUAUACAUUUUGUUUAUCUGACCAAAGGAAUCUGUAAUACUGUAAUACUUGCUGUUGCUAUAAAAGAAUAGAGGAAUAAUAAGCUAUGAACAAUCUACGUAUAAAUAAUUGAAUGUAUGUGCUACAUGAAAAAAAAAAAAAAAUGAAAAAAAUGAAAAAAAAUCACAAAAAAAUAAAACCGAGAAAAUCGUUUGCUUGAAAAUUUUCCCGUAUGUGAUAUACUUUCGCCAUGUUCGUUUACGUCUUUCGGCGCUCUCAUUGGUACAUAUAUGCAACGACCAAUCAACGAGCCAAACGCAAAUUCUUUCGUCCCGUCGAACCACCAGAGUCCGCGAACGACGUUGAUGAACAUUGCGAUUUAUUAUUCUCCAUAUCCAAAAUCUCGAUAUUCCAAAUUUUCUGUUUGAACAAAUAAAGGUAUACACUUGAAUAUGAAA
Molecule: messenger RNA, 10115 nt
Organism: Venturia canescens
Lineage: Eukaryota; Metazoa; Arthropoda; Insecta; Hymenoptera; Ichneumonidae
Product: diacylglycerol kinase theta
Exons: 17
Coding region: 1887-4814 (975 amino acids)
Molecular function (GO): RNA binding; ATP-dependent diacylglycerol kinase activity
Source: RefSeq, a predicted model, not a curated record